CGGUAGAAAAGACAGAGCGAAUGGAUGACUUUGUCUCGACAAAUACAGCAGCUAGCUAAUUACUUAAUGUUUCCAACCAUCCUUUUGAAUGUCACCUACGGAUAGUCAGGAUGAUCAGGUCAGUGUGAUGUUAGAUGAACGGUCUCGAUCAUCAACCGUACCUACAUGCUGAAACUCCUACCAUGCAAUAUAUCAGUGCAAUAACUCACCAAAUCUAAUUCUAAUCACCACUUCUUACAGCCAUGACUGAGAGAAAAGAGCAAGUGUUGAUGCUUCCCUUCAUGGCUCAUGGCCAUCUCAUCCCUUUCCUUUCAUUAGCAAGCCUUUUAGAACAAAAAACAACCUACACCAUCACCAUCAUCAGCACCCCACAGAACAUCCUAACCGUCCAAUCAUCUCUCCCUCCCAACACCUCCAUCCGCCUCACAUCUCUCCCCUUCAUCGCCUCCGACCACGGCCUCCCGCCCAACUCUGAAAACACUCAUUCCAUCCCAACCCAACUCAUCCUCCGCCUCAUCUCCGCCUCUGAAACCCUCCAACCCGCCUUCGAACAUCUCGUUGCUGGCAUCUGCCGCCGCGACGGUCCACCUCUCUACAUAAUCUCCGACAUGUUCAUGUCAUGGUCCGUCGAAACUGCUCACAAGUUCGGUAUACUCCAUUCCAUCUUCAACACCAUGGGAGCUUAUGGGACCGCCAUCUUCAUCUCCCUGUGGAAGCAUCUGCCUCAUAAGCGAACUGAAGCUGAUGAAUUCCCAUUACCGGAUUUUCCAAACAUGUAUCUGCACCGCACCCAGCUUGCCGAGACAUGCAAAGCUGCCGAUGGAAUGGAUCCUUGGUCAGUCUUCUUCCGGAAGCAUUUCUCCUUCUGGCAACAGUCACAUAUGAUUCUUGUCAAUACCGUUGAGGAUUUGGAAAGCAAGGCAUUGCAGCAGUUGAGAAUUAUUCUGCGGAAGAGCAUUCAGGCAAUCGGUCCCGUACUUCCUCCUCCUCCUUCCAUUAGCAAACCAGAAGGCUCUGUGCUAACGUGCGCUGAGUGGCUUAACAUGCAUCCGGAAGGCUCUGUUUUAUAUAUUUCAUUUGGGUCUCAGAAUUCAAUCCAUAUUAAGCAGAUGAUGGAAUUAGCGAAAGGAUUGGAAGCGUGUGGUAAGGCUUUCAUUUGGGUUAUUAGGCCUCCGAUCGGAUCGGAUGUGAAAGAGGGGUUUAGAUCGGAAUGGGUGCCGGAUGGAUUUGAAGAUCGAGUUACAGAGAGGAAGCAGGGUAUUUUGUUGCAUGGAUGGGUGCCGCAGGUGGAAAUUCUGUCGCAUGGAUCGACGGGUGCGUUUUUGAGUCAUUGCGGUUGGAAUUCGACGCUGGAGAGCUUGAGCUAUGGCAUGCCGGUGAUCGGAUGGCCAUUGGGUGCUGAUCAGUUUUGUAAUUCGAAGCUGUUGGUGGAAGAGCUGGGUGUUGGAGUGGAGUUAGCUAGGGGAACUACGGCUGAGAUUAGUGGGCUAGAUGUGGUAAGGGUGGUGGGAAUGGUGAUGGAUGGAGAGUCAGAGAAAGGGAAGGAGAUGAGAAGGAAAGCUAGGCAGAUUCAAGAGCUGAUGAAGGCAGCUGUUGCAGAUGAAGAGAGCGGUAGAGGGUCUUCCAUGAUAGCCUUGGAGGAAUUUCUGAAAACUGCAGUCGCGUGGAGGGAGAAUCCAUGAGUUGAUUCUGUUGAAUCUGGAUUAGGUGUGGUCGGGAUGACAGCUUGCUGGAUGACGCCCUUGAUAGUGGGGCCCACUUUAAUUUAUAUGUUGUAUAUCCAAACCGUCCAUCAGUUAUUCCAUCUCAUUUUAGUAUCUGAAACAAAAAAUGAAGCAUAUCCAAAUAUUAGGUGGACCACACCAUAGGAAACAGUGGUGAUUGAAUGCCUACCAUUACAAACUUCCUAGGGUCCACCGUAAUGUUUAUUUUCCAUCCAACCAGCUGAUAAGGUCACACAGACCUAGAUGAAUGAAAACACAUAUAUCAGCUUGAUCUAAAACUUUUGUGGCCCAUAAAAAGUUUUAAAUGGUCAAUCGCCACUGUUUCCUGUCGUGGGGUCCACUUGAUAUUUGCAUCUGCUUUAUUUUUGUGCUCAUAUCCUAAAAUGAGCUGGAAUAAUCGGAUGGACCGUAUGGAUAUAUAACACAUGCAUCAAGCGGGCCAUUGUAAAAGGCCUCAUCCAGCAAGCUGUUAGUAGGACCUCACCUAAUGUGCGUCCGUUUAGAAUGUAGACAAUCGUUUUCAACAACUCUUAUUCAAUUCUAUAAACGAA
Messenger RNA from Magnolia sinica, 2275 nucleotides. Its product is annotated as UDP-glycosyltransferase 92A1-like. Bases 243 to 1682 code for a protein of 479 amino acids. Gene Ontology annotation, molecular function: UDP-glycosyltransferase activity. The record is from RefSeq and is a predicted model, not a curated record. The transcript has a single exon. NCBI's taxonomy places the organism in Eukaryota, Viridiplantae, Streptophyta, Magnoliopsida, Magnoliales, Magnoliaceae.